GCACGCAAGGGAAAGAGCCAGAAAUGGAGCGGUGCCUGGGUCUGGGCUUCCUCCUCCUGGCGGCCCAGCUGGCCCACGGGGGCACUCUACGCAGCCAGAUUGUCGGGGGGCACGAAGCCAGACCACACUCUCGACCUUACGCAGCAGCUCUGAAGAAGAAUGGAUACUUUAGCUGUGGGGGCUUCCUGGUGGCCCCUCAGUGGGUGAUGACCGCAGCCCACUGCAAUGGAGACAUCCAAGUCCUCCUGGGAGCUCAUGAUCUGGACGCUGUAGAAGAUACCCAGCAAGUGUUUGGUGUCGAAAGCUAUCACCAGCAUCCAGAAUACAAGCGACAUCACAGAAUGGUAAUCAAUGACAUCCUUCUCCUGAAGCUGGAUCGUGAAGCCAAGCUCAACAAGUAUGUCCAAGUCAUUCCUCUACCACAAAGCGAAGAUGAUCUCCCCAAAGGCACAGAAUGUGUCAUAGCCGGCUGGGGACGAAUCGAUGCCCGCUAUCAGCCUUCAACAAAGCUUUUCAUGACCAACGUCACGCUCCCUGGCCGCAGGAAAUGCCAACAAUUCAUUCCAGAACUCACCGAUGGGAUGGUUUGCGCAGGAAGCCGCACCAAGCUCUGUGAUGUCAGCAACGGGGAUUCCGGAAGUGCUAUGGUGUGCAACGGGGCGGCCCAUGGAGUUGUCUCCUACGGUUUCCAUGUGCCACCAUCCAUUUACACUCGUGUUGCUGGCUACCUUCCUUGGAUCAGAAAGGUAAUGGGAAGCAGCUGCCACCUGAAGCCUGCAAUUCACCCAGGAGAACUGGACAUCAAGAUGAAGCACUUCCACCAGCAUCUUCUCUUGCUUCUGCUGUCUUGUGGCUUAGCCAAACCUGGUCGUUUGCGAAGUCAGAUCAUUGGCGGCCGGGAAGCCAAGCCUCACUCCAGACCUUACAUGGCCGCCUUGAAGAUGUCAGGGUUUGGUUUUGGCUGUGGCGGAUUUCUGGUGGCGCCCCAAUGGGUCAUGACUGCAGCACACUGCAUGGAAGAACUCACCGUUGUCUUGGGAGCACAUGAACUUCAUGCCAUCGAAAAAUCUCAACAGGUGUUUGGAGUUGAAUCGUACCACAAGCACCCAAAAUAUAACCCCAUCUCCAUUUCAAAUGAUAUUCUUCUGCUGAAGCUGACGUCCAAAGCUAUCCUAAACGAGUAUGUCCAAGUGGUGCCUUUGCCAACAUCCAGCAGUGACCUGCCUGGAGGAACAGUGUGCAACUUAGCAGGAUGGGGUCUGAUUGAUAGUUACAGAUCUCCAAAGACACUCUUUGAGACCAAUGUCACGAUUGUCAGCCGCAGGAAAUGCCUUGACGUUUUCCCAUACCUUACCGACGGAAUGAUCUGUGCUGGCAGCGCCAACCAGCUUCGGGAUUCAAGCCAGGGGGAUUCAGGUGGCCCCAUGGUGUGCAACGGCGUGGUACAUGGCGUGGUGUCCUUUGGCUUUGACUUCCCUCCUGGGGUUUAUACCCGAAUCGCCAACUACCUUCCCUGGAUCAAGGAAGUCAUAGGAGCUGACCUGUGAGAAGAAGCAACAUCUCUGCUGUUUUGCUCCAGUUUUUUUCUAAGCUUCCCGCUUGCUUAGCAGCACGUAUAGCUUGCAUUCUUCAGCUCUUCUUCCCAACUGAUGUAGCAAAAAUUAUAGACAUAAGAGAA
Messenger RNA from Eublepharis macularius, 1678 nucleotides. RefSeq names its product kallikrein-11-like. Bases 24 to 1547 code for a protein of 507 amino acids. NCBI's taxonomy places the organism in Eukaryota, Metazoa, Chordata, Lepidosauria, Squamata, Eublepharidae. The record is from RefSeq and is a predicted model, not a curated record. Gene Ontology annotation, biological process: proteolysis. The transcript has 10 exons. Gene Ontology annotation, molecular function: serine-type endopeptidase activity.